GAUUUUCACGCGAAAGACAAGACAAACACGUCUUCACUCAAAAUCCUUUUUUGGUCCAAGCAGCUGACUUCCACCAAGCAGCUGUGUACACCAUGCAGCGGCCGCUCUGGUGUUGCACGGCGCAUGUGGACGAGACCGAGGACCGCUGUGUCUCUGCCGCCUUCCAACCUUUGCCUCAUGUGGUCCUUUCUACAAAGUACGAACCACCUUGGCUCCAGAUUUCGAAAAACAUGAAGGACAUUCUGGAAAAGCAUGGUUGUUCGGUGUAUAACCCCAACACCGACAACGAGGACUUGGGCACAGCUGUUGAGAUUUCUGUAAUAAACAAGAAUGAACAAGAUACACGCAUGGGCCUGACGCUUGCAGGCAGCAAAUAAACAUGAAGCUGAUGCCCAAUGGCUCCGGACUUUCAAUCGACAUUUGGAGGUUGUGAAACAGACGAAAGGAUUUGUCCUGCAGAUUCAGCAGGGGGCAAAGCGGGAAAGAACCGAUAUGCAACUUGCAGAGGAAAAGCAGGCAGGAUGGCUUCAGGUACCUCGAAUCGGCAUCUAUGCCUUUGCCGAAGAGUUUCCUCUUGAGGGCACUGUGGUUGAGACUUCCUUGAUCAGAGCCAUUGACAUGGCCAAAGAGCAGUGGGACCAUGGAAUUGCGAAAGGGGUUAUGAUGUGCAGCGAAAUUUGGGAAACAGUGCAAUUCACGGUUGACGCGGUGGGCAGUGUCACGGGCCCAGCAAAGGUCAAGUUCCCAGAUGGUGCCACCAUGGAGGGCUAUUUCGUGCGUGGCCUGAAGCAUGGUUCAUGCAGGUACCAAUCGCGGGAUGGCCGCGUUGAAUUGGGCCUCUACUCUAUGGACGUUCCAAUUGUCGAAAUCCAUCGGAGCACAUCUGGAAACUUCUUCAAGUUCAAAGACGGAGAAGAAUUGGAGCAGAUCUCUCCUAAGGAGGCUGAAGAAAUACAGCAAGGCUACGUUUUACCGCCUUGGUGAAUGCCUGAGCGGAUGUGAUGGAGAGGUUGACCCUUUGCGAUGAAGAAUGAACGCUCACGAAAGCACGUUAUAGUUUUGUUUGAAGUUCUCAAGUUAAAUCUAGAAU
Molecule: messenger RNA, 1090 nt
Organism: Durusdinium trenchii
Lineage: Eukaryota; Dinophyceae; Suessiales; Symbiodiniaceae
Source: the annotation of a GenBank genome assembly